GAGAGAGAGAGAUAGAGCGAGCCACCAACAGCAUUUAGAAAUGUCCAGUUUAAGUGUAACCAGUUUUUGUCACUGUGGAUUCCUCACAUACCUUGUGCUGUUCUCUUUUUACGUUUCGAUAGCGUCCUCGGUGAGCCUUGACUUGACUGAACUAAGAAACAAAGUUGCAAAGAUCAAAGUUAACCCGAGAGGAAAUUUAUGGGCAACAGGUCAUUUUAUGGGGAAGAAAAGUGUUGUGGACAGCGAACACUUGCUGACCGAGGAUGACUCCACGAUGAAAGCCAUCGAGGCUGCACUGAAUCCCCAGCAGGUCGAGCCCGCUGACCUCUACCAGGAGAUGCUGAGGAUCGCGCUUCAAGCACACCUCGACUCUCAGGAGAUCCGCCCUAAAGUUCCGGGGACUGCAAUAUUAAUGAAGAUAUUAGACAGCUACAUCCAAGACAAUAAAAAAGGAUGACUGCUAUCGGCUGAGAUCUUCAAAGUGUUUAAUUCACAUGAAAUUUGUAAUUGCUUUUUCAUCAACUGUAAUUUGUUUCUUAACUAAAACUUUUAACC
Sinocyclocheilus anshuiensis is the source of this 555-nucleotide messenger RNA. RefSeq names its product neuromedin-B-like. Gene Ontology annotation, cellular component: neuron projection. The record is from RefSeq and is a predicted model, not a curated record. Gene Ontology annotation, molecular function: neuropeptide hormone activity; neuromedin B receptor binding. The transcript has 3 exons. Gene Ontology annotation, biological process: positive regulation of hormone secretion; neuropeptide signaling pathway. Lineage: Eukaryota; Metazoa; Chordata; Actinopteri; Cypriniformes; Cyprinidae. Bases 41 to 457 code for a protein of 138 amino acids.